Messenger RNA from Torulaspora delbrueckii, 1098 nucleotides. RefSeq names its product rRNA-processing endoribonuclease (gene RCL1). Gene Ontology annotation, biological process: ribosome biogenesis; endonucleolytic cleavage of tricistronic rRNA transcript (SSU-rRNA, 5.8S rRNA, LSU-rRNA). The record is from RefSeq and is a predicted model, not a curated record. Gene Ontology annotation, cellular component: nucleolus. Gene Ontology annotation, molecular function: RNA endonuclease activity. Lineage: Eukaryota; Fungi; Ascomycota; Saccharomycetes; Saccharomycetales; Saccharomycetaceae. The transcript has a single exon. Bases 1 to 1098 code for a protein of 365 amino acids.
AUGUCAUCGAGAGGAUCAUAUGUUGUUUUUUCAGGCUCGCAAAACUUUAGAUUAAGGCUUGUCUUGGCGACGUUGUCUGGUAAAGCUAUAAAAAUUGAGAAGAUUCGUUCCAACGAGCUGAAUCCUGGUUUGAAAGAUCAUGAAGUCUCUUUUUUGAGACUGUUGGAAUCUGUAACAAAUGGAAGUGCCAUCGAGAUAUCGUAUACUGGUACGACAGUAAUAUACAGACCAGGUAUAAUAGUGGGUGGAUCGGUCACACACAACUGUCCGAAUGGUAAACCAGUAGGGUAUUUUGUGGAACCAAUGCUAUAUCUGGCUCCUUUCUCGAAAAAGAAGUUUUCCAUUAUAUUCAGAGGCUGUACGGCUUCCCACGAUGAUGCAGGACUAGAAGCAAUCAAGUGGGGAAUGAUGCCAGUGAUGGAAAAGUUUGGAGUUAGAGAGUGUGCUUUGCAUACUUUAAAAAGAGGUUCCCCUCCACUUGGUGGUGGCGAAGUGCAUUUGGUUGUGGAUUCGUUGAUCGCGCAACCAUUAACCAUGCAUGAGCUCGAGAGGCCUACAAUCUCUUCUAUCAGAGGUGUUGCGUACUCGACUAGAGUGAGUCCGUCGAUGGUGAAUAGAAUGAUAGACGCAGCCAAGGUGGUUCUCAAAAAGGUAGGGUGUGAGGUAAACAUAACCGCUGACGUAUGGAGAGGGGAAAACUCAGGUAAGAGUCCCGGUUGGGGGAUAACUUUGGUGGCAGAGACUAAGAAAGGUUGGUGCUAUUUUGCUGAAAAGAUCGGCGACGCUGGUGACGUUCCCGAAGAUAUUGGUAAUGUUGUGGCUUAUCAUCUGUUGGAGGAAAUCUCAAAGAGUGCGGCAGUGAGCAGAGAUCAGCUACCUCUUGCGCUUGUUUACAUGGUCAUCGGAAAGGAAGAUAUUGGUAGGUUAAGAAUAACAAGUAAUCAAAUUGACGAAAAAUUGAUCAAUCUUCUGAGAGAUAUUAAAUCUAUAUUCGGAACUGAGGUUUUUUUGAAACCUGUUGAUUAUGAUAACACUGAUGACUUUAUCGCAACAAUUAAAGGUGUGGGAUUCACAAAUACCAGUAAAAAGAUUGCCUGA